Homarus americanus (American lobster) is the source of this 1995-nucleotide messenger RNA. RefSeq names its product T-complex protein 1 subunit eta-like (gene CCT7). The transcript is spliced from 11 exons. Gene Ontology annotation, cellular component: chaperonin-containing T-complex. Gene Ontology annotation, molecular function: ATP-dependent protein folding chaperone; ATP hydrolysis activity; ATP binding. Gene Ontology annotation, biological process: protein folding. Lineage: Eukaryota; Metazoa; Arthropoda; Malacostraca; Decapoda; Nephropidae. The record is from RefSeq and is a predicted model, not a curated record. The coding region runs from base 79 to 1701 and encodes 540 amino acids.
CAUCACUAACACUGUAACACUGACCAAUCGUCUCCGCCGCCCCACAUUGUUCGCAGUGACUCGCUGCUAUUAUUAAAAAUGCAACCACAAAUCAUCUUAAUGAAAGAGGGGACGGACUCCUCCCAGGGUAAGCCACAACUCAUCUCAAACAUCAACGCUUGCGCAGCAGUUGUUGACGCCAUUCGGACUACUCUGGGUCCACGUGGCAUGGACAAGCUUAUUGUUGAUGGCAGGGGACAAGCAACAAUCAGCAAUGAUGGGGCUACCAUUAUGAAGCAGCUGGAUAUUGUUCAUCCUGCGGCAAAAACUUUAGUAGAUAUUGCAAAGUCUCAAGAUGCUGAGGUUGGCGACGGCACCACCACCGUUGUGCUGCUGGCUGGGCAGUUCCUGGAACAGUGCAAAAAUCUCAUUGAGGAAGGUGUCCACCCCCAUGCUAUUAUCAGGGCAUUCCGCCGCGCUACAACUCUGGCUAUAGAAAAGAUUAAUGAGAUUGCUGUCAAGAUUAAUAAAAAAGAUCCAGUUGAGUUGCGAUCCAUCCUGGAGAAGUGUGCUGGAACAUCACUCAACAGCAAGCUAAUUCACCAACAGAAGGAUUUCUUUGCUAAAAUGGUGGUCGAUGCUGUCAUGUCACUGGACAUUCUGAUGCCUCUUGACAUGAUUGGUAUAAAGAAAGUACCCGGCGGAGCUCUAGAGGAGUCGCGAUUGAUUGAUGGUGUGGCCUUUAAGAAGACCUUUUCAUAUGCCGGGUUUGAGAUGCAACCAAAACGUUAUGAAAACCCCAAAAUUGCUCUCUUGAACAUUGAACUGGAGCUGAAGGCAGAGAGGGACAAUGCAGAAAUCAGGGUGAAUAAUGUUGAGGAGUAUCAGAAGAUCGUCGAUACAGAAUGGAAUAUUCUUUACGAGAAGCUUGACCUUAUCCACAAGUCUGGGGCCAAGGUUGUUCUCUCCAAACUGCCAAUCGGUGAUGUAGCAACACAAUAUUUUGCAGACAGGGACAUGUUUUGUGCUGGCCGUGUCGUCGAUGAGGACAUGAAGCGGACGAUCAAGGCGUGCGGUGGAGCGAUCAUGUCAACUGCUCAUGACCUUGGAGAAUCUGUGCUGGGUACCUGUGAGCUGUUUGAGGAAAAGCAGAUUGGAGCUGAAAGGUUCAACUACUUCAAUGGCUGCCCACAAACAAAAACUUGUACAAUUGUGUUAAGAGGAGGAGCAGAGCAGUUCCUGGAGGAGACUGAGCGGUCACUCCACGAUGCAAUCAUGAUUGUUCGUAGGGCACUGAAGCAUGAUGCUGUAGUGGCAGGUGGUGGUGCAGUCGAGCUGGAAGUAAGCAAGCACCUCAGGGAAUACUCUCGAACAAUUGCCAGCAAAGAACAACUGUUUCUGGCAGCGUACGCAAAGGCCCUGGAAGUGAUCCCUAGGCAGUUGUGUGAUAACGCAGGUUUUGACUCCACUACCAUCCUUAAUAAAUUGAGAGCUCGUCACGCUGAGGGCGGUAAAUGGUAUGGGGUCGACGUCAUGAAUGAAGAUAUUGCAGACAAUUUUGUAGCUUGUGUUUGGGAACCGGCAAUUGUAAAGAUCAAUGCCCUAACUGCUGCUUCGGAGGCGGCUUGUCUGAUCCUGUCUGUCGAUGAAACGAUCAGAUCACCACGAUCGAGUGCUGAUGGUCCACCUGUGGCCGGCAGGGGACGUGGAAGGCCCAUGUAAACAUUAAGGACCGAUGGGUUAACUCUGAACACAGUGACUCAACAAGUUGAGAUGUUUGACUAAAUACUGAAAGUCAACUAACUCAUCUGGUUAUUCAGAUACAUUCUAAAAAUUAUAAGGAAUCUGAUGUGGCUGUAUUAGCACAUUAAAGCUAUAAACUGCUGAAAUUGAGGACUACUCGGUUAAGUUUCAAAAGCUUACUAAACACUCGCAAAUAUUUUUUCUCUCACCUCUCGAGUCCAGUGAUGUCUUGUCAUCUAUGAGAACCGUGCUUACUAUUAAAGGCUUCAACGA